This is a messenger RNA of Rhagoletis zephyria (snowberry fruit fly), 1486 nucleotides long. RefSeq lists its product as uncharacterized. Lineage: Eukaryota; Metazoa; Arthropoda; Insecta; Diptera; Tephritidae. The record is from RefSeq and is a predicted model, not a curated record.
AUGUGGACUAUAGGCAUUUCAUUGCUACUCUUCAGCAUUCCACUAUCGACUGCUUAUCCACAAUUCAACAUAAACGCCGAAACUUCUCUAAACGGCAAUCCUUUACUUUUCGAGGGCGAUCUGCAAAACGAGCAAUCAGUUUUGGAAUGGCUUAUUGAUGAUGACAAUCGUGAAUUGGCAGAUGAAAUUGAAGAAGUAAAUGAACGCAUGCUGGAACGUUUGAUGGCCGAAUCCACAUUAUUGGUGGUGUUCUUUUAUGAUGAAGAUUGCGCCGAGUGUGAAGAAAUUCUUGAAGAACUUGAAGAAAUCGAUGGCGAAGCUGAUAUGUUUGGCAUUGAUUUUGUAAAAAUUGCUAGCGUAGAAGCGGCUAAGAAAUACGAUGUUGUGAAUAUACCAUCACUGGUCUACUUUAGAAAGCAAGUUCCUGUAUUGUACGAUGGCGACUUACACCAACAUGACAAGGUUAUUACAUGGCUGACUUCGCAGGAUGUUUUCGAAAUUAAAAAUGAAAUUGAGGAAGUCAAUCGUAAGAUGUUGGAUAAACUACUCGAAGAAAAUGAAUUCAUAACGGUGUUCUUUUAUGAACACAAUCAGCAAGAUAGCAUAGCCGCAUUGGAAAAACUUGAAAACAUUGACAGUGAAACGGAUAAUCUGGAUAUAACAUUUGUGAAGAUGGCCGAUUCGCGCUAUGCCAAGAAGUGGGGCGUUACAAAACUGCCAGCUAUGGUCUAUUUCCGACGAAGGUUCCCCAGCAUUUAUAGAGGUGACCUUCUCUCUGAAGAUGAGGUUUUGGAAUGGUUGCGCAAGAAUCGUUUCCGCCAACCAGAACUGAAUAUAUUUAUGUAUGCGCUAAUCGCAUUGGCUGUUGGUUUCUUACUAUACACUGCCUUCCUACUGCAAUGCUUUAAACCAGCGCCACCACCACCACCGCAACAUCCCAAACAGUCGUGAUAAAAUUCUAUAAUCUGGUUUAAAAGAAAAUCUAGCUGCAUUAAUGCUGCGAAUAAAUCAUUGCACUGGAACAAAAUCACGAAACAACUACAACAAGGAAUGCAAAUUAUCACGAAUUAUCAUCCAAUGACGACAAUCGUCUAAAUUAGACGUGAAACGAAUUUGAGAAAAACAACAACAAAAUAAAAUAAAAAUAUGGAUUACAAAGAGCCGAAAGCGAACCCAUAUUACCGUUUAAAAGAGAGAGAGAGACAUAAAAAGCAUCGAUGAAUGUAAUUUGGGAAAAGCUAUUGGUUAUAUGAAAUUUUAUAACUGUAACUGAACUAUAUACAUAUAUAUAUAUAAUAUUGUAACAAAGAACUCAAAACCACGAAACCGUCAAAAGCUAAACCGCCGCAACUUGAACCCAAACGGAAAUGAGAUUUUAUUUAUUUGUAAAAUUAGACAAAAAAAAAAACAAAAACUUUUUUCGUUAAUUAACGACGCUCGAUAAAGAAAAAAACAAUAUAAUUUAUAAAACAAACUGUAACAAAUC